AUGCGGGCCGGAUCAAAAUUUGCAAGUGGCCAGAUUAGGCCCGCGGGCCUCGACUUUGACACACGUGAUGUAGAGCGAGGCGAUCGUUAUAGCGAAUACAACCCCGACAGGGGGGACAUGGAAUGGGUGACGUAUAAACCCGACGUCAACACCUCCUUGUGGCUUGAACCCUGUAACCCCGGUAACACCUCCUGUCUGCCUGAAGGUCCAGGAGCGCCGCGUCCGUACUACGGCGCGACUCAUCUGGUCCUCAUCGCCGUGGCAUCGGGCUCCCUCAGCGCCGUCACGGUGCUGGGCAACGCGCUGGUGAUCCUGUCCAUCAAAGUGAACCGCCGCCUGCGCACCAUCAAUAACUACUUCCUGCUGAGCCUGGCGGCGGCCGACCUGGUCAUCGGCUUGCUCUCCAUGAACGUUUACACGCUGUACGUGCUGCUGGGCCGCUGGCCGCUCGGCGCCGCCCUCUGCGACUUGUGGCUGGUUCUGGACUACGUGGUGAGCGCCGCCUCCGUGCUAAACCUGCUCGUCAUCUGUCUGGACCGCUACCUCUGCAUGACGCGCCCGCUCAGCUACCCCGCAAGACGGACACGCGGCACGGCGGCCGCAAUGAUCGGCGGUGCCUGGCUGCUGUCCUUGGCACUCUGGGCGCCCGCCAUUCUGUGCUGGCAGACGCGCGGCGGCCGGCGCGUGGUCGCAGACGGAGAGUGUUACGCUCAUCUCCUCGCCAGCCCCGCUGUCACCUUGGCGACGACGCUUCCUUCUUUCUACCUGCCGGCGCUCGUCAUGGUCGGCCUGUACUGCCGGCUCUCCGCAGCCAGCCACAGCCGACUGAGCGCGCUCCAGACAGAGCGGGGAACGCUUCGGACGUCCAGUCCGUCCGUUAGAGACUUCCUAUUGAAACGACACAGCUGGGUGACCUCUGACCUCGGCUCGGACCUACCGCUGAACCAAGAAUCCAGCAUCUCGAAGCCCGGAGGGAGCCGUAAAGCGUCCAGAAGUCACCCUCAGACCGUCACCGCCGCUCGCCACGCUGUGGACGAAGAUGACAACAAGAUGGAGAUGGAUUCCUCGUCCACUAACGAGGACCUGCACCGCACGGCGUCCGCGGCAUUCGCCAGCUGCCCCAGCCUCCGUUCUCAGGAGAGACGACGGCGCCGCGUGAUGGCGAGGGAACGCAGGGUCACCAAGACCAUCCUGGCCAUCCUGCUGGCCUUCAUCGUCACCUGGACGCCGUACAACGUCAUGGCCGUGGUGGCGGCGUUCUGCCACGUGUGCAUCCCGCUCGAGCUGUGGAUCGCCGGGUACUGGCUGUGCUACGUCAACAGCGCCAUCAACCCCGCCUGCUACGCUCUGUGCAACGUCACCUUCAGGAAGACGUUCUGCAGACUGCUGCGCUGCCGCGGCAACAAGCACCGAUGACACGGCAACAAGCUGCGCUGACACGGCAACAAUCAGAGAUGCCGCGGCAACAAGCAGCACUGCCGCGGCAACAAGCAGCAAUGACACUGCAACAAGCUGAGAU
Sander lucioperca (pikeperch) is the source of this 1519-nucleotide messenger RNA. RefSeq names its product muscarinic acetylcholine receptor M4-like. Gene Ontology annotation, cellular component: plasma membrane. The coding region runs from base 1 to 1416 and encodes 471 amino acids. Lineage: Eukaryota; Metazoa; Chordata; Actinopteri; Perciformes; Percidae. Gene Ontology annotation, biological process: adenylate cyclase-activating adrenergic receptor signaling pathway. The transcript has 3 exons. Gene Ontology annotation, molecular function: G protein-coupled acetylcholine receptor activity. The record is from RefSeq and is a predicted model, not a curated record.